This is a messenger RNA of Lactuca saligna, 887 nucleotides long. The record is from the annotation of a GenBank genome assembly. Lineage: Eukaryota; Viridiplantae; Streptophyta; Magnoliopsida; Asterales; Asteraceae.
AUGAAUCCAUCGGGAAAUAUGUUGAUCUUGAUCUCUUUCUUCUUUUUAUCAUUCACCUCAAAUUUAAAUCGCGUUGAUGCUGAACCAUUGACUCAAAGUAAUUUUGAUGAAAAGGUUAUGAAAAGCAAAGAUAUUUGGUUUAUCAUGUUCGGAGUACCUAAGUGUGGAGCUGUUAAAGCGCUUAAACCGGAAUGGGAGAAGGUUUCAAAGAAAUUGGAAGGAAAGGUCAAGUUUGGUGAAGUGGACUGUCAAGAGAACUAUGAUUUAUAUGUAAAUUAUAAGAUACAAGGGUUCCCAACGAUUAUUGUAUUUGCUGAAGAUAAAGGAAAGGGAGCUUUCAUAUACACAGGAGAAAGAACAGCAAAAGGAAUUGAAGAAGCUGCACUUCUUAAGUUAGAAGGUGUUAAGGAUGAAUUUCAUCAGCCAAGAAGUGAAGAAUCAAAGGAUACUCAAUCGCUCUUAUUUACGUUUAAAGAGCUCUCUAUAAAACACCAUUAGCAUUAGUAUCAACGUUAUGGGUCCAUCCAUCGGAUCAUUGGAACAACACCAUUAUGGGAAGAACAAAGAAAUCACUCAAUGUCAUCAUCCUCAACAAAAUUAACAAAUACCAGGGAUUCCAUACUAUCUGAAAACUUGAUAGGAAUGAAAAAGCAAUGAAAGUGGGGAAUGAUGAAGAGUUAAACAAAGAAGUGCUAACCUACUUUCAUUAUAUCUUUUUAGAUGGUACUUAUUGUUUAAAUCUUAGUGAUACUCUUUAUGUAUGGAGUAUAACUUGAAACUUAUUAUUUGUAUCUAAGUUAGCGAAUUUUGGCUAUACUUUUAUGUUUUGAUACAAUGAUGUAACUAGUGGUUUCAAUUCCCAUAUAUUGCACAUGGUUGUUUGGAGG